This is a messenger RNA of Juglans regia (Persian walnut), 2767 nucleotides long. Its product is annotated as exocyst complex component EXO84C-like. Gene Ontology annotation, biological process: exocytosis; intracellular protein localization; Golgi to plasma membrane transport. The coding region runs from base 154 to 2490 and encodes 778 amino acids. The record is from RefSeq and is a predicted model, not a curated record. Lineage: Eukaryota; Viridiplantae; Streptophyta; Magnoliopsida; Fagales; Juglandaceae. Gene Ontology annotation, cellular component: exocyst. The transcript has 7 exons.
AGUGCCCAAACUCGCCAGCUACUAAAGGGACAAACCGUGCGCGUCCCUCUCCCUGUCCCUCUCCCUCCCACUCGAAAAUUGAAAUCAGUGACUGAGGAUUGGGUAACCGUUGAGAAGAAGACGAAGGAGAGGAAAGGCAGACUGUGUUUCAAAAUGGAGAGCAGUGAAGAAGAAGAAGACUUCCCCUCAAUUGAAAGAAUCGUCCCACAGUCGAAGGUCGAUUCCCUUUACCAAUCCCACACUGAGAAGGGGAUAAGAAAUCUUUGUUGUGAGCUCUUGGAUUUAAAGGAUGCCGUGGAGAACUUAUGUGGCAACAUGCACACAAAGUACUUAGCUUUCUUGAGGAUAUAUGAAGAGGCUGUGGAAAUGGAACUUGAAUUAAUUGAGCUGCGAAAGCAUAUUUCAGCUCAAGGGAUCCUUGUGCAGGAUUUAAUGACUGGUGUAUGCCGUGAAUUGGAAAAGUGGAAGUUAUCUAUUGGUGACAACCAUGAAUCUGAUCAUGACCCAGAAAUUCCCGAACUCCAAGAUCCCUUGCCAAGUGAAAAAGAUGAUGGGAAGAUAAUAUUUUUGGAGAAUGUUGAUGUUCUUUUGGCUGAACAUAAAGUUGAAGAAGCAUUAGAGGCUCUGGAUGCUGAAGAGAGAGAUUCUUCAGAGUUGAAAGACUCGGGGGAUACUUCAACCGGUGUAGUGUCAGAGUUCAAAUCUACUUUUUUGAAAAGAAAAUCAAUGCUUGAAGAUCAAUUAGUUCAUAUUAUUGAACAGCCUUCUUCUGGUGUUCUGGAAAUGAAGAAGGCCUUAUCUGGAUUGAUAAAACUUGGAAAAGGUCCUUUGGCACAUCAGUUACUGCUAGAAUCUUAUGGAUUACGCCUCCAAAAGAACAUUGAGGUUCUUCUUCCCUCAUGUUGUGUCUGUCCAAAAACAUUUUCUGCUACAUUAUCUAAACUUGUAUUUUCUAUAAUUUCAAUGACAAAAAAGGAGUCUGCUUCAAUAUUUGGGGACAAUCCUAUUUAUACUAACAAAAUUGUUCAAUGGGCUGAGAGGGAAAUUGAAUAUUUUGUACGCUUGGUGAAAGAGAACGCACCCUCUUCUGAGACAGUUUCUGCACUACGAGCUGCAAGCAUUUGUGUUCAGUCUAGUCUCAACUACUGCUUAAUGUUGGAAUCACAAGGCCUGAAACUGUCAAAAUUACUUUUGGUGGUUUUACGGACAUACAUUGAAGAAGUCCUAGAGUUGAAUUUCAGACGGGCUAGAAGACUGCUCUUCAAUUUGGUAGAACUUGAUGAGAGCUUGCUAUUCUCACCUCUCUUUGCAGAUUCAUUGUCUGCAUUUGCAACAUCAUCAGAGUCAGAAAGCUGCAUUAUUGUUGAUAGUGGAAUGAGAUUUAUGUACAUUGUUGAAGAUAUACUGGAACAGCUAACCCCCUUGGCCAUUAUGCAUUUUGGAGGAAGUGUAUUAAGUAGAAUAUCACAGCUGUUUGAUAAAUACAUGGAUGCUUUGAUCAAAGCUCUACCAGGCCCCUCUGAUGAUGAUAAUCUUACAGAGCUGAAAGAAACUAUACCCUUUAGAGCUGAAACAGAUUCAGAACAACUUGCAAUAUUGGCAAUAGCAUUCACCAUUUUUGACAAACUAUUACCAAAUGCCGUAAUGAUUACUUGGAAGCGGCAAAAUGAAAACAGCGAACCAAAAAAUGGACCAACUGAAAACACUGUGCCUAGUGCAAGCUCUACAAUAGAAUUAAAGGAUUGGAAACGCCAUCUUCAGCACUUGUUUGACAAGCUGAGAGAUCACUUCUGCCGGCAGUAUGUUGUAAGUUUCAUCUAUGCAAGCGAAGGGAAAACACGAUUAAAUGCACGGUUUUACUUGAACACUGGAGAGGAUCUGUAUUGGGGUUCUGAUCCUCUGCCUUCACUUCCAUUUCAGGCAUUAUUUGCUAAGCUUCAGCAGUUAGCAACUGUGGCUGGUGAUGUGCUACCGGAAAAAGAGAAACUGCAGAAAAUUUUGCUAGCCAGGCUAACAGAGACAGUUAUAAUAUGGUUGUCUGAUGAGCAAGAAUUUUGGGUGGUGUUUGAGGAUGAUUCCGCUCCCCUUCAACCACUUGGUUUGCAGCAGUUAAUUCUUGAUAUGCACUUCACCGUUGAAAUUGCACGUUAUGCUGGUUACCCAUCUCGUCAUGUGCACCAGAGUGCAUCAGCCAUAAAUGCUCGUGCAAUCAGGACCUUCUCUGCUAGGGGCAUAGACCCACAAAGUGCACUCCCUGAGGAUGAGUGGUUUGUUGAAACUGCUAAAUUGGCAAUAAACAAACUGCUAUCAGUAGCAUCUGGGUCAGAUACAUCUGAAGUCGAUGAAGAUCACAUAAUUCUGCCUGAUGAGAUUGUUACGGAUUCAGAUGACACGGCUUCUUCCCUCUCAACGCUGGAAUCUUUUGAGUCUUUUGCUUCUGCAAGUAUGGGUGAACUUGAUAGCCCUAUCUUCACUGAUCCUGCAAGCUGAAAUUUUCUCAUAUAUAAAUAAUGGAGGAAAAAACCGGGGACUCAAGUUUCAGCUGUUAACCACUCUGACAGUGGUGUUUCAGAAGGUUAGCUUCAGAGUCAUACAUGUUGGUAGAUUUAUCUAUCUUUCUGGAUCAAGAUUUGUACAGGGUAGAUUCGGGUUACACAAUUCUUCACAAUAUAGCCUCAGUGAGUUGAUGGAAGUAUGUUCAUUGAUGUUGUUCUUGGUCACAUUUACAUGUAUCAUGAUAUCAAUAGUUGAUACUUUUGAAAUGUUA